UGUUUUAUAACUGUCAUGGCGACCUGUCGGUGAACAGCUAACGCGUUAGCAAGACGCUUUGAGAUUUACAACAGCGCGUUUUAAAAGUCGUCGUAAUUUUAAGAACACUUGAAUGUAAAGGAUAAAAAAAAACAUGGGGACUGUACAUGCAAGAAGUUUGGACCCUCUUCCGAUGCAAGGGCCGGAGCUGGGGGUUCAAGCAGAUGACCUGGACAUUGGAGAAGCAGAGUACGAGCCUCAGCAGGAAGUUCUGGAAAACAAAGACGUUGUGGUUCAGCAUGUACAUAUAGACGGGCUUGGAAGGACCAAGGAGGAUAUCCUAACAUAUGAGAUUGCAGAUGUCUUCAGAGCCAAGAACUUGAUUGAUGUGAUGAGGAAGAGCCACGAUGCCCGACACAAACUGCUGCGCCUGGGAAUAUUCAGACAUGUGGAGGUCGUCAUUGAUACUUCACACGGUGAGGACGCACUGCCUAAUGGACUGGACGUCACGUUCGAGGUGAAGGAGUUCAGAAGACUGACUGGAAGCUAUAACACUAUGGUGGGAAACAAUGAGGGAAGCAUGGUGCUAGGUUUGAAACUGCCUAAUGUUUUUGGCCGUGCCGAGAAGCUGACUUUUCAGUUCUCCUACGGCACUAAGGAAACAUCCUAUGGCCUCUCUUUCUUCAAGCCUCAAGCCGGACACUUUGAACGCAAUUUUUCUGUCAAUAUCUACAAAGUCACAGGGCAGUUCCCGUGGAGUUCACUGAGAGAGACUGACAGAGGAAUCUCCACAGAGUUCAGUUUUCCUAUCUGGAAGACGAACCACACGCUGAAGUGGGAGGGAGUGUGGAGAGAGCUCGGCUGUCUGGCUCGCACUGCCUCCUUCGCCGUCAGAGAGGAAAGCGGUCACUCCCUCAAGUCCUCACUCUCACAUUCAAUGUUUAUUGACACACGCAACUCCCCCAUCCUACCUAAGAAAGGUGCCUUACUAAAGAUCAACCAGGAGUUGGCAGGUUACACUGGAGGAGAUGCCAGUUUCCUGAAGGAGGAUUUUGAAAUUCAGCUCAAUAAACGACUCUUCUGGGAUUCGGUCCUCUCAGCCUCUCUAUGGGGGGGUCUGCUGCUCCCCUUCGGAGACAAUCCCACUUCAAUAGCUGACAGGUUUUAUCUCGGAGGCCCAACCAGCGUGCGAGGUUUUAGCAUGUACAGCAUCGGACCGCAGAGCGAAGGUGAUUAUCUUGGUGGGGAGAUGUACUGGGCUGGUGGACUCCAUCUGUACACUCCUCUGCCAUUCAGGCCAGGUCGUGGCGGAUUCGGGGACCUUUUCCGAACACACUUCUUUCUCAAUGCCGGAAACUUGUGCAACCUCAAUUACGGCGAAGGGCCUCGAGCGCACCUGAGCCGACUGGCCGAGUGUAUCCGCUGGUCAUACGGAGCGGGCAUCCUGCUGCGCCUGGGGAACAUCGCACGACUUGAGCUCAAUUACUGCAUUCCCAUGGGAGUCCAGAGCGGAGACAGGAUAUGUGACGGAGUGCAGUUUGGAGCAGGCAUUAGAUUCCUGUAACACCAUGAAGCCAGUUACAUUAUCUACUUGGAAUGAAAAGAAAAGGAUUUUCACUGCAGUAAAGUAAAUCUGUCGAAAACUUCUAUGUAGAGUGAGAAUCUUUAUGGUUUAAUGUGUUUUUGGAUGCCACCAAAUGUGUUUUCGAGACAGAAGUCGAAGUAAAAGAAAAACGAAAGAACUCUCACCUGUAGGGAAAAUGAUUCCUCAGUGCAGUUCAGACUCAUCAUAUUUAUUUGUCUGAUCAGCUAAAAAAAAAAACGAAAUAAAAAAUGUUCCUCCCAUU
Messenger RNA from Tachysurus vachellii, 1826 nucleotides. It is a transcript of the gene samm50, whose product is annotated as SAMM50 sorting and assembly machinery component. The coding region runs from base 134 to 1543 and encodes 469 amino acids. The transcript is spliced from 15 exons. The record is from RefSeq and is a predicted model, not a curated record. Gene Ontology annotation, biological process: protein insertion into mitochondrial outer membrane; mitochondrial respiratory chain complex assembly. Gene Ontology annotation, cellular component: outer membrane; SAM complex. Lineage: Eukaryota; Metazoa; Chordata; Actinopteri; Siluriformes; Bagridae.